AUGUUGUCACCUCGGUUUAUCCUUAUAUGCAUGCUCCAUUCUGUGAUUGCCUUAACUUGUGGAGCUCUCAUGAUGUUUUGUAGUAAUAAGGUGUUUGUGCUUAGCCAUGGUAAAGACCACGCCAGUAAGCUUCUGGGAUCAACACCUCACGAUGAGCUGCUAAUUAGGACAUCGGAUUCGUUUUCGGGUUUACUUUUGUUUUGCAUUGGGUUUCUCUUGUUCAUGGUGGCAUUUGUGAAGGACAGAGAAUUCCAUAUCUUCUUUGCCGGGGGUUGUGUGAUUCUCCAUGUAGCAAUGGCUAUUUGGAGAAUUUACUUUGAAAGGAAGGUUGAGGAUCUCGGUUGGGAUUGGCUGAGACUGGUUGUUGGAGACAUUGUACUCGCUCUUUCAUGGGUUUUCUUUCUUGUGUAUUCAUGGAGGGAGAAGUAUGACUAG
This is a messenger RNA of Fraxinus pennsylvanica, 435 nucleotides long. Lineage: Eukaryota; Viridiplantae; Streptophyta; Magnoliopsida; Lamiales; Oleaceae. The record is from the annotation of a GenBank genome assembly.